Molecule: messenger RNA, 1459 nt
Organism: Zymoseptoria tritici IPO323
Lineage: Eukaryota; Fungi; Ascomycota; Dothideomycetes; Mycosphaerellales; Mycosphaerellaceae
Exons: 2
Coding region: 185-1459 (424 amino acids)
Molecular function (GO): monooxygenase activity; FAD binding
Source: RefSeq, a predicted model, not a curated record
UCUUGCCAACCUUUACAAUUGUCGAACACACAGAUGCGGUCUGGCCGACGAAGGUCUAGAACAUCGGACCAGAACCGCAGAUGCUCGGCCGAACUCUCCGACACUCCAAUUCUUUGUCCUAGACUAAGAAGUUGCGCAUAUCCACAUCGGACAACGAAUCCCUCUCUUAAGACAAAGAAACACAAUGCCGAGCGACUAUCUCGACAACGUGGCCAUUGUCGGUGCAGGUCUAGGCGGAUGUGCUUUGGCUCUAGACCUCACGCUCAGAGGCAUAGCAGUCACUGUCUUUGAGGCUCGCCCGGAGGUAUCCGGAGCCAUACCAUCGGGUGUCAUUCUCACACCCAAUGGGAUUCGCGUAUUGGACCAUCUGGGAGUGCUGGAUCGGAUUCGUGAUCGAUGCUACGUGCCGGAGUAUCGCAUAUUCAUUGACGACGAAGAUCGCAUAACCAAAAAGGUACCCAUCGACGACCAAUAUGGAUACCGGAAUCUUCGCAUUUGGCGCGGUGUCCUCCUCGAUGAAAUGCGAAGCAUGCUCAAAGAGCGAUCGGUAGUUAUUCAGCACAACUCACGAUUCAAUGGAGUCGUUUCGGACAGUGACAACGGAGUUACAUUCCUCAUCAACGAGAAUAUCCAUCAUGCCUCGCUUUUGAUAGGAUCAGACGGUAUCUACAGCACAGUCCGCCGCCACGUGGCGCCUGAUACAGCUCCAGAGUACACCGGCCUCAUUGGUAUCCUCGGCCACAUCAAGCGUUCGUCGGUUGAGUGGCCGUAUGAAGAGUAUCCUAAGAACGCCACAAUCCAAAGCAAACCCGGCGCCAUCUUCUGGAUAGCUGAGGAUCCUGCGGGCGAGGAGCUCAUGAUCGGAAAACAAGUCAACUUCCCGGAACAAUCGAGGGAGGAGCUCGAUCGACUCCAAGCAGAUCCCGGACGACUGACCGAGUUCUACCUCCAAGACUAUAACGACUACGGGCCGACUGCAAAGAAAAUCAUCGAUAGUGUCUGCGCCAGUAAAGAACGACUCUACGCCUGGCCGUUCAUGAAAAUGCCCAAGCUGCCUCACUGGUACAGCGAAACCGGUCGGAUCAUCCUCGUUGGCGACUCCGUGCAUGCUCUGCCACCAUCUAGUGGACAAGGAGUGAACCAAGCAUUGGAAGAUGUCUACUCUUUGACCUUGCUUCUCGCCGGAUCGCGCGAUGAGAGAGGCAAAGAGACAGCAGAUUCGCAGCGAGCAGAUCACCUAGCAGCUCUCACGUUUUGGCAGCGGAUGAGACAGGUUCGAAUUGAUGCAGUAUUUGACUGGACAGUCAACGGAUCGAACGUCAGCCGACUACCAGAAGCAGAACGGCAGAAGAUCAUGGCCGAAGGCAAAGUCAAAGAAGCCCAAGGUGACGACAUGGGAUGGCUGUACAGACCCGUAUUGGACGAUGCUAUUCACAACUGGCUGAAGAACAGAUCUUGA